UCUGAGCAUUUGUUGUCACUGGCUUGUUGUUGUUGAUCAAAUUUAAAAAGUGUAAAUAUCCUGAGGAAAAUUAAAAACAUUUACAUUAAGAGCUCGAAAAAUGAAUAGUGUGGCUAAAUCGCCAGAUGUGCGAACUCCGGGGUGCUGCUCCCCCUUGCGCACCAAGGAAUUGCUGGAGAGGCAGAGGUCCAGUAGGUGCACCCCCGCAAAAGGAUAUCUAACCCCACGCAACUGUCAGAGCCCAAAACACCCAGAGAUGCGGAUACCUUCCAUAUUCGUUACCGAUGCCGACUUCGGCUUGGAGCGCCCGAAACAAUUGCUACAGCGCCUGGAGCGAUCACUAUAUCGAUCUUCCUCUGCCUCCAAAGUACCACCAAAACAUGCAUUGUUGGCUUCCCAGAGCAGGCAGCGGACCUGGGAAGGACCCAAAACACCAGAGUUCCGUAGCCGUACCAAAAAAUCUAUACCCUUGUCGGAACCUCGUCCAAAACGUGCUAAGGAACUUCUGGAGGAUCUUAGGUCCAGGCAUCAAGGAACUCCUGCCACGAAAAUGCCGUCCCAAAGGAAUCCAAAGGAAAACCCAGAACUUUCAAAGAGCCAUACAUGUAUACCAUCCUCGGAGCCACAGCCUAUCCGCCCAAAAUUGAUCCUCGAACGGGAGCGCCAGGAGUCUAUAACCAAUCGCUUGGCAUCAAUUUCUAUUGACCGCCUAAAAACAAAGCCACCAAUGACUAGCUUUACAUCGAGCAGGCUUCUUGUGCCACAGAUGGGAUUUUCGUACCCCAAGGAUCCCAAAAGGCUUCACGAAUCCAACAAAGCAAUCAAGCUGACCACCUCAAAGCGAAAGUUGGACUUCAAAACUGAGCUGGGGACUGACUUGCUGCGGCGGGAGCUGGAAAAGAUUGGCAAGGAAUGGCGGAAAAAGACUGACUACCAGUUACGUCAGCUUAUCUCGGAUUUUGUGAAACAACUAGUGCUCCUCCUACCCUUUAAUGGGAUAACAUUUUCGCAUCUUAGCAGGGAUUGCUAUGUGCAGCAGAUGGUGGAGGCACUGCAGCAGCUGCAGUACACCAAAAAGGUGAACAAAAGCUGGCUUCAAACGCCGAACAGCACACAAGCCAUCGCCCAUGUGCUGGAAUUACUCAAUUUCUUGCUGGAUGUCCUCGAACAUCGAAUGGGAGAAGGCAUGUGUGUGCUCCCCGUUGUUUCUGAAAAGCAGAGAAUUGAACAACUUGCAUCGGCAUCUGGUACAUCUUAUGAUGUAAUGAGCCUGCAACAGAAGUUUGAAAACAUAAAAAUAGAGAAAGAAAGUUUAAACAAUUACCGAGAAUCGCUUAAGUCGGAAUCCCCCGUAUCCAAGGACAUGGAUAAAGUUACGAAGCGCGAUGGGAAUCAGGACUUUGCCAGACUCCAGGAUUUUCAGAAAGAGACCCUCCAUGAACUCCAACUGCAACGCCUGCGUCUCCAGGAGUUCUCCGAGCUCGUGAGCCUCGCCAAGAUAAAAUUAAAACGCUGUUAUAAGGGUAACAAGCAAAGCAUCGAAGCCUUUAAUGAGCAAAUACAAGACUUGGCCGACUCUGUGGUUUUAAGAAACAGAAAUAUUGGCCUUCUAACCCAGUUACAUUUGAACGAAAAUCCAAAGGAGGAGGAGUUGCACGAACGUAUGGAGCAACUGCAGCGUCUGUAUAAGGAUAAUUAUUCAAAUCUUCUACAGCUAAACAUUAAGCCGCCCCAGGGAAGCCCUUAGGCGAACAUAAGCCACAUCCCUCAUUGAAUGCCAGUUAAUUUAAGCAAAUAUUUGCGUGUUGCGUAAGUUGAACACCCGAACCCAGCGUAUAAGCUCCUGGCUUAGUAGUCCUACUGAAUUUCACAGAUUUAUUUAAUUGAAUUUAUCAACUGAAAGUCUCGGCAACAUCAGGGCCUGGAUUUAAGUUCGUGUAAUUGACAUUUAAAUGAGUCAUCGGCAGCCUGGCUACACUAAGUCAAAGGAAAUAGCUGCAAAGUUAAGCAGCUUAGCUUUGAUUUGCCAAAAUAUUUAAAAGUGCACUACCAUUUCAUUGGUAUAUUUUGAGUUUUCCUUUCGUUAUUUAAAGUUUCCAUUAUUGUCAUACCAUGUAUAGAUUCCAUAUCAAGUGGAAUAAAUAAAUUUCGUAGCCAAAUGGA
Messenger RNA from Drosophila sechellia, 2163 nucleotides. It is a transcript of the gene Kebab, whose product is annotated as Kinetochore and EB1 associated basic protein. The coding region runs from base 101 to 1747 and encodes 548 amino acids. The transcript is spliced from 4 exons. The record is from RefSeq and is a predicted model, not a curated record. Lineage: Eukaryota; Metazoa; Arthropoda; Insecta; Diptera; Drosophilidae.